Neoarthrinium moseri is the source of this 783-nucleotide messenger RNA. RefSeq lists its product as uncharacterized. Gene Ontology annotation, cellular component: mitochondrial crista junction; MICOS complex. Lineage: Eukaryota; Fungi; Ascomycota; Sordariomycetes; Amphisphaeriales; Apiosporaceae. The transcript has 3 exons. The record is from RefSeq and is a predicted model, not a curated record. Gene Ontology annotation, biological process: cristae formation. Bases 1 to 783 code for a protein of 260 amino acids.
AUGGCAGCGAGAGUGCUACUGCGACGGCGUGCCGCCGCGCCUUUCAUGGCCGCAACUCUCGUGGGAGGAGCUCUAAUUCCCUCGGUCGCCCUGGCUGAGGCCCCCGAGGAUCUGUCCAAGAAGCCCAUCUACGACGACUUCGAGACCCCGCUGCCCACGGCCACCGGCCCGACGCCGUCGCCCUUCUCAGACACCAUCCCCCAGACCUCGACACCACCGCCGUCGUCGUCGCCCUACCCGCCCGCCUCGGACUCCAAGCCGCGUGCCCCGACGCCGACCGACCGCCUGGCCGUCCAGAUCGGCCGCGCGCGCCUGUUCCUGUACCAGCACGCCACGCGGGCCGAGGACGCCGUCAACGCCGGCAUGGACCGGGCCUUCGACCUGGAGCAGUCGUUCACGUCGACGGUGGCGUCGCUGGCGCCGCCGCGCGAGAGCGGCGAGAAGCUGAUGCCGGGCCUGGUCUACGUGCUGGUGGCCGGCAUGGCCGGCAGCAUCGUCGGCCGCAACCGCAACAUCCUGCUGCGCGCCUCGCUGCCGCUGGCCCUCGGCGUCGGCGCCGGCUGGCUCGCCAUCCCCGUCACCAUGGGCAACGUCGCCGGCCUGCUGUGGAAGUACGAGCAGCGCUUCCCCGCCGUCGCCGACGCCCACCUGCGCACCCGCGACGGCAUCGCCCGCACCUGGGAGAUGGCCCGCGUGCACUCGCACCUCUCCAGGCAGUACGUGGACGACAAGGUGACGGGCGCGCGGGACGCUGUCGAGGGCUGGGUCAAGAAGGGGAAAUAA